CGAAAGGUCGCAAUCAACUCAAGGACGCAUGGCCGAGACGGUGAAGCGCGAGGCUGCGCCCCGGCAGAAGCUGCGGCGCCGGUCGUCGUCCAAGCUCGUCCCGCGACGGCUCUCUUUCCCGGCGCCGACGCCGAGCCAGAAGAAGGCGCGACGGCGCGACAGCCAAGCGUUCGAGUUCGAGGCGAACACCAAGGCCGAGCCCGGACCCAAGGUCGAGCCGACGCCGCUCGCCAUCCCCAUGAGCCCGAACGUCUUUGGGCCCAUAAGUCCGCCACGCGUGGACGCUUUUCGGCUGGAUGUUAGGGACGAGCAUGCGUCGCAGUCGACCAUGUUGCAGUCGAUCGCCGAGGUGCCACAGGAUGAAAUGAGCUUUUCACAGGCAAGUCCGCGCCCACGGCGACGCACCGUCAAGACGCCAAAGGACCACAAGGCUUGUCUUCCACCUAAUAGCGGCAACGACGACGAUGAUGACGACACGGCGCAGCUGCUGGCUGAGAACCCGCCACCGGUGUGGUCGGGCGCCGAGUCGUCGUCCGACGAGCACGACGAGUACGACGAUGACGCCCCAUUGUCACAGAGCUUCAAGAACGAAGACGAUAUGCGCCGCCUCAGCCAACGGCUCCGUAGCCAGCUCGCCAGCGACGGCGACGAGACCGACGAGGCCGACCCGGCGCCGAAGCUCACCACGAGCGAGAUUCGCUCCAUGAAGACUCGGCUGACGCGCGAAGCGAAUCGGUACUUUGGGUACCGCGAGUACUCGGGGCGCAUGGAGCUUCCGUCCCAGUACGCUGUCUAUGCGUCGGCGUCGCCCUCUGCACCGGCACCGCCGCCUCGCAGCUCGUACGUGCGCGUCGGCGACACGACCAACCGCUCGCCACCCUUUUCGCCGGACGAGCUCAACUACCUCAUCGAGAUGGCUCUCGAGUACGGACCGCAGUGGGCUUACAUCCUUCAAGAGGGUCGCGCCUGCGGGCGUCUGCUACCAUGUCGCACGACCAACAAGCUACGGCACAAGUUUACGCGACUUGGGCGCAAGGGGGUUCGCAUGUCGGCGGCCGCCAAGCGCCGCGCCAAAGAGACGCCCGAGAUUCCCCGCAAGCACAAACCCUACUCGCCCGCCGAGCUCGAGUACCUGCACAUGGCCUACCAAGAGCUCGGUCACAGCUUUGCCGCCAUAUUGGACAUUGGUCAAGCGAUGGGGCUGUUGGAGGGCCGGAGCCGACCUGAUAUCACGGUCAAGAUCCACAGCACGAUCAAGAAAUUCGCGCGCUGGGACACGGCGCUCUUGGGCAAACACGCGCACCGCUCGGCGCGCGCCGACGUGCCCGUGCGGUUUGGCACGCUGCCCCCGAUGCUGUGCAACGUGCGGCUGCAAAUGAAGGUCUACAAGCUCAAGCGGUUCAUCCACGCCGAGUACAACCUCGACUUGCCGCUCUCGUACUUGCAUGUGACGCUCGACGACGACGAGUCGCUUGUGCUCGAUGACACGAUGACGAUCGACGAGUGCGUCGGUCCCAACGACAUUGAGAACGUCUGCUUCCGCGUCGCUAUUACCCCGGGCGCCGUGUGAGCCCUUGUUGCAGUAGAUAAAUAUAUAUAUAUAUAUAUAUUGACACCAGGAAGA
Messenger RNA from Saprolegnia diclina VS20, 1624 nucleotides. RefSeq lists its product as hypothetical. Bases 29 to 1570 code for a protein of 513 amino acids. The record is from RefSeq and is a predicted model, not a curated record. Lineage: Eukaryota; Oomycota; Saprolegniomycetes; Saprolegniales; Saprolegniaceae. The transcript has 5 exons.